AUGUCCAUAGCUUCUUCUUUUAGUCCAGCAAAAGCUGCUUUGGCUCCUGGUUCUGCCCUCUCUUGCAAACGACUUCUUCAAUCCACUUUGAACACUUUUUCGGAACAAAAGAGGAUGAACUCUACUACUUCCGCCGAGCCUUUGCGCCCAAAGGGCGCUCAAGUUGGUGAAUUUCGCCAAGAAUCUGACACCUUUGGCCCCGUACAAGUGCCUGCCGAAAAGUACUGGGGUGCACAGACUCAACGUUCCCUUCAAAACUUCCGUAUCGGAGGUCCUGGCGAGCGUCUUCCCCUUCCUUUAGUCCAAGCCUUUGGUAUCUUGAAAUUUGCUGCCGCUUCCGUCAACAAAACUUUUGGCUUGGACCCCAAGCUUGCUGGUGCCAUUGAACAGGCUGCCCAAGAAGUUAUUGACGGCCGCUUAAAUGACAACUUCCCCUUGGUUGUCUUCCAAACUGGCUCAGGUACCCAAUCCAACAUGAACAGUAAUGAGGUGAUCGCCAACCGUGCUAUUGAAUUGCUUGGUGGUACUUUGGGCGCCAAGAAGCCUGUUCACCCUAACGACCAUGUCAACAUGUCUCAAUCGUCUAAUGAUACUUUCCCCACUGUUAUGCAUAUCGCUUCCGUCUUGCAAAUUCGUAAGCAUCUCCUUCCCGCCAUGGAGCUUCUUCGCGACUCUUUGAAGAAGAAGCAAGACGAGUUCCAAGAUAUAAUCAAGAUUGGCCGUACUCACAUGCAAGAUGCCACUCCUCUCUCUUUAGGUCAAGAAUUUUCGGGUUAUGUUACUCAAAUGGAAUACGGCAUUGCUCGUGUCCACAAUGCCCUUCCUCGUCUCUCUCUUCUUGCCCAAGGUGGUACCGCCGUAGGUACCGGUCUUAACACUUUCAAAGGAUUUGACGUUAAGGUUGCCGACAAAAUCACUGAGAUUACUGGAAUUGAGUUUAAGACUGCUCCCAACAAGUUCGAGGCUUUGGCUGCUCACGAUGCCAUUGUUGAAACGAGUGGUGCUUUGAACACCGUUGCUUGCUCUCUCAUGAAGAUCGCCAAUGACAUUCGCCAACUUGGUUCCGGUCCUCGUUGUGGUUUGGGUGAGUUGGUCCUUCCUGCCAACGAGCCAGGUAGCUCUAUCAUGCCCGGUAAGGUCAAUCCUACUCAAUGUGAAGCUUUGACCAUGGUUUGUGCUCAAGUUAUGGGUAACAAUGCCACCAUUACUUUCUCCGGAGCUUCUGGCCACUGCGAAUUGAACGUCUUCAAGCCGGUUAUGGCCAAGAACCUCUUGAACAGUGUUCGCUUACUCGGUGAUGCUUGUGAGUCUUUUACCGAACACUGUGUUGACGGUAUUGAAGCCAGCCGUGAAGGUAUUGCCCGUCAUUUGAAUGACUCUUUGAUGCUUGUCACUGCUCUAAAUACCCACAUUGGUUAUGACAACUGUGCCAAGGUUGCCAAGACUGCUCACAAGAACCAAACUACCCUUAAAAAGGAGUUUGUUGAUUUGGGUUAUGGCUCUGCCGAACAGUUUGAGCAAUGGGUUCGUCCCGAGUUAAUGAUUUCCCCAAAAAAGUAA
Molecule: messenger RNA, 1560 nt
Organism: Schizosaccharomyces osmophilus
Lineage: Eukaryota; Fungi; Ascomycota; Schizosaccharomycetes; Schizosaccharomycetales; Schizosaccharomycetaceae
Gene: fum1
Product: fumarate hydratase
Exons: 2
Coding region: 1-1560 (519 amino acids)
Biological process (GO): fumarate metabolic process; malate metabolic process; tricarboxylic acid cycle
Cellular component (GO): tricarboxylic acid cycle heteromeric enzyme complex; mitochondrion
Molecular function (GO): fumarate hydratase activity
Source: RefSeq, a predicted model, not a curated record